AUGAAUUACUGUACGAACAAAAUAAGGCAUAUAAUAGAAAAUAUUAAAUUGUACAAUGCUCGAGUUAAUUUUUCAAAGUGCCCGCCACAUUUUACCAUCUGCGUAGAUAGGUGUACUAUUCCUUACGUUCAGAAUACAAUGCAGUCUAUAAAAAGAAGUACGCUAUUAACUGGAUUGCCAGUUUCAAAAAAUCCUCAUAUUAUUCUAACAUCACUUUACAGGCGUAUACUCAAAGUGCUUGCUCUUAUGCCUGAGGAAUCCAGUUAUCGUAGGCACACAAACGAAAUAGUACAGUCCAGACUGAAUGCUGUACAAAAAAUUUCGGAUAUUCCCACUCUUGAGUCUACCAUUGAUUGUGGUCAAAUUGAAGAAGUUAUCGUACAGGCCCAAAGAGAAUAUGAUCUAGCACGUAAUAUGCUCAAGUGGAAACCUUGGGAACAGCUCAUUGAAGAGGCUCCUCGCGAUCAGUGGAAAUGGCCGCUUUAAAUAACCUUAUUUAAUAUUUUAGCAUACAAAGUACAAUGUGUUGUAGAUAUACAUUUUAUUUUAUCACAUUUUAUCUUUUUAUUUUUUUAUCUCAGUGAUCAACAUGAACUUAUAUAGUGUUGAUAGAUAUAAUUUAAAUAACUUCAACUUGUCUCUUGCCUUAGUCUCUAAAAAAAUAUCACCGUUUGAAGAUAGUAAUUUUAUUAACGAUAUCAUUCGAUUUCUCCUACUGAAGUUGAUGCGGUAAUAUUGACUCUGUGACACCACAAUCGAAAUUGUAAUAUCUCUAGACUACAUACAAGCAUCGUUGAUACAGAAUGUGGAUUUACGAAAUGCAAC
Messenger RNA from Schistosoma rodhaini, 825 nucleotides. The record is from the annotation of a GenBank genome assembly. NCBI's taxonomy places the organism in Eukaryota, Metazoa, Platyhelminthes, Trematoda, Strigeidida, Schistosomatidae.